AUGAAAUACUUUGUGUCACUUUUUAAUUUUUUCAUAUGUUUUCUCUUAAUAUUUAAAUAUUCACAAAAGAAUAUAUUAGAGAAAAGCCGUCAAUAUAAAUUCAACAAAUCGAUCAUAACAAAAUAUAUAAAAACCAGAACACUAACAGAAAAUUAUAAACCAUGUGACAUUAAAUAUAUGAAUACGUCAAUAUUUAGUGGAAAUAAAAAUCCACAAAAAAGAGAAAAAAAAUUAAAGGCCAAAAAGAAAGAACUGAAAGAAAAAAAAAAGGACAAUAUAAAAGAAGAUAAUAAUAAUAAUAAGGAAAAUGAGACAGAAAAGAAUAUGAAAAAUAAUAUGGAAAAUAAUAUGGAAGACCAUGUGGACGACCAUGUGGAUGAUGUACUAGAACAUCAUAAUUCACUAGAAGAUAUCAUAAAAGAAUAUUAUGAAUUUACAGACCCAUCAAUUGAUGAAGAAAAUAAAUCAUUUUUUAAAAAACUUAAAUUUA
This is a messenger RNA of Plasmodium gaboni, 490 nucleotides long. RefSeq names its product exported protein (hyp4, exported protein family 3). The record is from RefSeq and is a predicted model, not a curated record. The transcript is spliced from 2 exons. The annotation marks the transcript as partial. Lineage: Eukaryota; Apicomplexa; Aconoidasida; Haemosporida; Plasmodiidae.